AUGGUUUCUCUAUCGACUUCAUACAAAUCACUACCUCCUUUUUCUUCAGCGACACUUGCCACAAGACCACGAUCAAAACACAACCCUAACAAUCUCAUCUUCUUUUCUCAAAAUAAACCUAACUCAAAACUCCAUUUUCCCAAAAGAUUAGUUGUUUCUUGCAAGAAACCAACCUUCACUGCCGAUGAUGUGCUGAGAGAAACAACCAAAACGGAGGAAAGCUACCGGAAACAACCUUUUUCAGAGGUUGUGAGAAAGAAGCGAUCAUUUUGGGAAAGGAGAUGGAACUAUUGGGAUGUGAGUAGAGCAAUAGGGAUACUUGGUGUUCAUCUUCUCAGCCUCUAUGCACCUUUUCACUUCAACUGGUCGGCUUUUCGAGUAGCGGUUGGUCUCAGUGUCAUUGCUGGAACCGGAAUCACGUUGUCCUAUCACAGGAAUCUAUCACACCGGAGUUUUGUUCUGCCUAAAUGGCUAGAAUAUUUCUUUGCUUGGUGUGGUACACUUGCUUUUCAGGGAGAUCCAAUAGAGUGGGUGAGCAAUCAUCGUUACCAUCACCAAUACAGUGAUACAGAUCGUGAUCCACAUACUCCUCGCCAUGGCUUUUGGUUUAGUUAUUUCCUAUGGAUCUUUGACACUGGUUCUAUUCUCCAAAAUUGUGGAGGGGACGAGAACGCAGCCGAUUUGGUGAGACAGCCUUUUUAUAGGUUUCUUCAAAGAACAUGGAUUUUGAACAACCUUGCACUUUCUCUUCUCCUUUACAUUGUUGGUGGCUUUCCUUUCCUCGUAUGGGGAGUGGGAGUUAGAGCUGUAUUCGUGUUACAUUCCACAUUUCUUAUGACGGCAGCCUCGCAUACAUGGGGAACGCAGCCAUGGAAAACUGGUGAUCUCUCGAAGAACACUUGGUGGCUGGCGAUAGGAACGCUAGGGGAGAGCUGGCAUAACAACCAUCAUGCAUUCGAGUUCUCAGCUAGACAUGGACUUGAGUGGUGGCAAAUUGACAUUACUUGGUACAUUGUUCGGUUUCUCCAAGCUCUUGGAUUGGCCACAAAUGUUAAGUUAGUUACCGAAGCUCACAAACAGAAAUUCAAUGGUGAUGGAUGA
Molecule: messenger RNA, 1101 nt
Organism: Eruca vesicaria subsp. sativa (arugula)
Lineage: Eukaryota; Viridiplantae; Streptophyta; Magnoliopsida; Brassicales; Brassicaceae
Source: the annotation of a GenBank genome assembly